Molecule: messenger RNA, 1162 nt
Organism: Erinaceus europaeus (western European hedgehog)
Lineage: Eukaryota; Metazoa; Chordata; Mammalia; Eulipotyphla; Erinaceidae
Product: doublecortin domain-containing protein 1
Exons: 7
Coding region: 74-1162 (362 amino acids)
Biological process (GO): intracellular signal transduction; regulation of mitotic cytokinesis
Molecular function (GO): microtubule binding
Source: RefSeq, a predicted model, not a curated record
AAGUUUCUAGUCGAGCAGUAGUAGCGGUGACGCAGAUCCGAAGCAACGCUCCUCCCUUUCGUUAUUAGUUGCUAUGGUAACCGUUGCUUCCAAGGCGUUUCCAAGCUCUUUUAAAAACUUAAAAACAGAAGAUCACAAAGCAGUGCUUUCUCAUUUUUCUUUAUCAUCCAUGACGACACUCACAGAUAUAUCACAAGAAAGUAAUUCUGAAGACACUUUCAAUGAGAAUACCAUGGACCCAACUUAUAAAUGUAUUUUGAGUGAUUUGCCAAGGGGACUUAGGCCAUCCCAAACAAAAGCCAUUAUUAAAACGAGUGAAGAUGAUUUGCUGCCUCAGUUUGGUCCCAACAGACUUUUGUAUUCAGCAUCAGUAACAGAAGGGUCAGGACAUGAAGAUUGCUCCACACAUCAAACAGCAUCAGAUCAUAGCCAGGAUGAAAUACCAGACCUAUAUAGCUAUAAAUCAAACAAUAACAACAAUUCUUGUUUUACAUCAGUAUCCAAGAGAAACAGACCUGCUACUGUUCCAUCGGGUCAACUGAGAGUUGCAAAGUUCUCAUCUUUAAAAUUUCAGUCCACCCAGAAUUGUGUUCAAAGACAUAAACUUCAACCAAGAGUGAUCAGAAUAACAGCUUUCAAAAAUGGAUCUAGAACAGUCUUUUGCAAAGUUACUGUAUCAACCAUCAUCUUGUUGCUAGAGGAAUGCACGGAAAAGCUGAAUCUGAACAUGGCGGCACGGCGAAUAUUCUUGGCAGAUGGCACUGAAGUCCUUGAACCUGAAGAUAUACCCCAUGAAGCUGAUGUGUAUGUUUCAACAGGAGAGCCCUUUUUAGAUCCAUUCAAAAAAAUUAAAGAUCAUCUGUUGUUAAUGAAGAAAGUAACUUGGACAAUGAAUGGGCUGAUGUUUCCUACUGAUGUCAAAAGGCAGAAAACCAAGCCUAUUCUUUCUAGCAGAAUGAAGAAACUUACAGAGAAGACCUCAGUCCGAAUUCUAUUCUUUAAGAAUGGCAUGGGGCAAGAUGGGCAUGAGAUUACAGUUGGAAAGGAAACAAUACAAAAGAUUUUAGAAAUGUGCACAAUGAAAAUGAAACUAAAUUCGCCAGCCAGAUAUCUUUACGAUUUAUGUGGCAGAAAAAUUAAAGAUAUUUCAAAGGGUAAGUAA